Messenger RNA from Tuber aestivum (summer truffle), 966 nucleotides. The record is from the annotation of a GenBank genome assembly. Lineage: Eukaryota; Fungi; Ascomycota; Pezizomycetes; Pezizales; Tuberaceae.
AUGGAGAUCGGCUUUCCCAUCCCAACCCAAAACAUAUACCCACGACUACGCUUAGAUCAAAUGGAGUCUCCUCCUUCAUCUCCCUCCUCCUCCGCCAGCUCGUCAACGGCUAAAGCAUCCUCGCCUCCCCGUUCCCCCCCGGAAGACGAGAUAGGUUCCUCCCCCCCCCUGCUCUUACCGGAGAAUUUAAUUCCAAGAUCCACUAACAGCCCCCCGACCGUAGACACCGACUCGGACGAUUCCCUAGACACCCCGGAAUCGGACAACAUAGAAGACAUCCUAUGCAGCCAAAACCCCGCCCGUCGCUACCGUGUUCCGGGAAAACGCCCGAGAAAAGCAAGAUCGCCCACCUCGCCCAGGAAAGAGGCAGGGCCAGAGGGGGGAGAUGAGCCAUUGUCUAUGCAGGCUCCACCUAAAAAGAAGAGGAGGGGGGGGAAGAUGAAUGGUGAAGGGGGAAGUGGCAGAGGGGUCGAGGCGGAGGCUGCGUCGCGAAAGCCCAGCGAUUGGGAGGGGGAGAAGUGGUGGCGGAUGACAUAUUCUGAGGAUGACGAGUUCGACAAGAAGGAGCAGGAGUUGGAGGAGCUUGAGAGGAGGGAGAAGGUGAGGAGGGAGAAGGUGUGGGCGGAGAAGAGGGAGCGGGAGAGGGAGAGGGAGAUGGGGGAGGAGAAAGGGCGGAAGGAAAAGCCAGAUAACAAGUGCGAAAAGGAGAAGAGGAAGGGCAAGGAAGAGGGAGAGGAGAAAGUGGAGCCGGGAGGAGCGGACGUAGAGCUGGAAGGAGGGGUGAUAAUAGAGCUGGAAGGAGAGGAGAUAAUAGAGUUGGAAGAGGAGAAUGGACGGAAUGUCGGUGGGAUUGAGAAUCCCGACGGGUUCGACAGCUCCAAAAAACUCAAUACCCCCGGAGACGCCAAUUCGGAAGACGCGCCUGCCAGUCCAAAUCACUCGCUACACCGGUGCACCGCUCGGUGA